AAGCGUAAUAUGAAUCAUUAAAAAUACCGCAUUGCUAUUUUUCCGGUUUGCCAAACAAUGACCCCCAAUGUGUAGCGACAAUGAAUAUGCUGAGCAAAGACACCAUUUUGUUGAAAACGAAAAAAUUAAAAAAUCUGUGCGAGCAUGAGGAAAACAUAAACAGCGAACAUUUAAAGACCCUAAUAGAAAUAUUAGAAUACUUCUUCGAAACGUACAAUGAUUUUUUUUUAUCGUCCGUCGUGUGGGAGGUGGUUGAUAAAAUGAUAAUACUUGAAAACACAAUUGAAGAAAAAAAAAACAUCGAAGUGGACUUAAAAACCUCCAUAAAAUUCUGCGAAUUUAUUUUCAACAAAUUAAUCGCGUACACAAAUUAUGAAAGUGACAACCUGAAGUACUUCUUCAGCUUCAGUUUUUUGCGGCGCCACCUCUGCUCCGUCUUAAGUUCCUUUCUAAACUGUAGCAGCUCGUCCUUCCGGAGGAAAGUAGAGUCGUCCUUCACGACAGAGCUCUUAACCCUAACGAAGCAAAUCUUCGAAAAGAUAAAAGUCGAAAAUGAUCUGGAGCUGAAGGUCUGUUACACAGAAUUUUUGUGGAGGUCCUUCAGAAGGAUCGAUUUCGCUACUUUCAACAUAAAGGGGUUGCAUGCAAAUGUAAACGCGUUAGAAAAAUUGAAACAUUUUAAGAUUUUUAAGUUCGAUGAGGAGUGCAUAAAAUGGCUCAAGGAGGAAAACUACAUGGACAGGAAGAUCGUCGUUGAAGAUGGACUCUUCACCAUAAGGGGGAACCAAAAACACGACAACCCCGAAGAAGACGAAAAAUGCAAAAUAGAGGUCCCGUACUACCACAUCACUUCAGUAGACUUUGAGGGAAAGAAUGUAUUCACCCUGGAAUGCAAAGCUAUAAUAGACCAGACGAACAUAUUCAGCCUGUGGGGGCAAGACAUAAGGGACGCCGUCGACUACGAAAGCAUCAACAAGUUCAGCCUAUCGCUGGACGUCAAGAGAAAUUCGAAGGAGGUGCGGAGGUUCCUAGACAAAAUAUCUGUGAAGCUAAAGAAAGAGGCGAAGAAAAGCAAGAGGGAAGAUCACCAGACGAGGAGUCGUCAUGCUAAGGAGGAGAAGGACGACAGUGAUGGAACCACUGUCACUAGCGAAAACAACGCAAAGGAAAAGCUGAACGACAAGCUAUUCUUAUCUAAUGCUUCUGACACGGACCAGGACACAAGCGACAAACAGGCUAGACAUGGUGCGGGGAAAGGAGUACAAUCUUCCAAAGGUGAAGAGAGGAAGCAUACGAAUAAGAAGAAGAAAAAAACAAAAAAAAACGAGGCAAAGGGCGACAAACUAAAAUGUGAAAUAUCUUCAGAUGAGAAAAAUUAUACUAAGGGGUACAAAAUUGAAAGAGAGUUGAAGAAAAAAACGGACAGUGAAAGUCCUCUCGGGCACUACAAUUUGGGUUCAAACGACUCGGAGACCCACAUAGGAAGAAAGAAGGCCCGGGAAAGGGACAGCGACACCGAAGUGAUCAUCCAGAAAAUUAUUUCCCGCCAUAACGAAAAAAAGGAAAUUUUUAAAAAGGCCCUGAAGCAGGGCUUUUCCGACGCCCUCAACGAAAUAGACGGCAACAUUAAAGCGCUGGUCGAGAAACAAAAAAGUAGGCGGCACGAAUUUCACAAAAAAUAUGAAAAGAAAAAGAAGAGCAUGAUAAUCGUUAUGGAGAAGGAGAUAAGCAUGCUGACCAGGGAGAUAAACGCUUUAACCGAGUCCUUGAAGAAAAUCGGCGUGAACAGAAAUGAAGUGCUAAAGCUGCAUGAAGAGGGGAAGUGCAUCUUAUCGUCCAGCGAAUUGUUACAAAAAAGUCAGGCAGUUAUAAAGGUACGUAUUCAUACGCGUUGUAAAUGCAAAGUUUCGAUGGGUCCAACAUGGUGGGCAUCCAUUUUCGAGAGCGCUCUACUGGGAAGGUGCCUGCAUGUGUAUUCAUGCGUACUCAUAUAUACUCAUCAUGCGUCAUCACGCGCACUCAUACGUCCUCACGCAUCCUCAUGUGUGUGGUGGGAAACUUCCUGCUGUCCCCUUUCACAGAAGGUAAAAGAAAGUUUGCAAAAAAUGAACAGUAACAUAAUUGGAAAGGAAAAGGAGUACAACAAGCGAAAGAAGUUAUGCUUUAAGGCCUUGGCCACGGCGUAUGAAUAGCUGACGAGGGAAGAUGCUUCCUCACACUUUCCAUUCUGGAGCUUCUACAUUUGCGCAGAUGCCCCAUUUGUGGGGUUCAUUUUAAGGUGGCACCCUUAAAUGGGUGGCUCCUACGCGUACGCCUUUGCACAUUUGGGCCUCACAAGCUGAUGCUUUGCCCCGGUUGUAAUGUGACAAAGUUAAUUUUUUCCUUCCGCUCCUGUUCGUACUUAGCCAACCGAUUCCACAGCUCCGUC
Molecule: messenger RNA, 2428 nt
Organism: Plasmodium vivax (malaria parasite P. vivax)
Lineage: Eukaryota; Apicomplexa; Aconoidasida; Haemosporida; Plasmodiidae
Exons: 14
Coding region: 81-2192 (703 amino acids)
Source: RefSeq, a predicted model, not a curated record